This is a messenger RNA of Closterium sp. Yama58-4, 1905 nucleotides long. NCBI's taxonomy places the organism in Eukaryota, Viridiplantae, Streptophyta, Zygnematophyceae, Desmidiales, Closteriaceae. The record is from the annotation of a GenBank genome assembly.
AUGAUCGAGUACAUGUUCACAUGCUGUGCUAAACAUCAACCAACCACUCACUAUUCCCACUCCCAACCAUGGCCGUGUCCUUCCUCGUGGCAGUUUCGUGACUUCGUGGCCCUGCUCAACCCCGACGCGGCAGAGCAUCUCGGUAGCCGUUUCCGCCUUGCGCGGGACCUGCUGUCUGCGGCCGAGACGGCUAGGGCUCAGCUGCGACAGCUACUGACAGACGAUGGUCUGGCGGGGCGGGUGACGCUCACAACGGACAUAUGGACCAGUGAGAACAACGUCGCCUUCAUGGUCGUCACUGCACACCGAGUCACCUCGGACUUCCAGCUACAGCAGAUGGUUAUCGACUUCCGGCCGCUUGAGGGCCGUCAUACGGGGGAGAAGAUUGCGUCCGAGUUGGAGGUGGUCAUAGGGGAGUGGGCGCUGGGUGGUGGUGAGUUCUUCGGCGUGACGACGGACAACGCCGAGAACAACAACCGGGCGGUUCGUCUGCUGGCCGGCGUCGCGGACGACACACCGGGGUCACGUCCGCGUGACCCCCCCGUCUUGUCCCUGGCUCGACACUUCAAGUGCGUGGCCCACGUCCUGAACCUUGCAGUGCGGUACGCAAUCAAGGUUGAGCCGGUGGCCGAGGCGCUCCGGAGGCUGCGUGCGGUGGCUAGCUACAUCGGGUGGUCGGUGCAGCGGUCGGAGCGUUUUUUCGACAUCCAGAAGCGGUAUGCCGCGUCCCAUGCUGAGACGCAGGCAGGGGAGGGGGCGGAAGAUGGGGGGGAGAGGGAGGCAGAGGGAGGCGCUGCGGAGGGAGGGGCGACGCAGGCGGAGGGGGGUGGCAGUGCGCGCAAGAGGCCUACUGACUUGCGCCUGAUCGUUGACUCGGACACGCGCUGGGGUUCCACGCUGGAGAUGGUUGUGCGGGGGUGUGAGCUCUCCAUUCCUCUGACAAUGCUGUCCGACGCCCAUUGGUCUGCUCUCAACGAGCUGCGGGCUUUCCUGGAGCCGUUUGACAGCAUCACCCUGUUCGUGGAGGGGUCUUUGUACCCCACCAUCGGAGCGGUGGUGCCGCAGUACAACAUGCUCCUGGACAUCCUCGAGGCGAACAAAGAUUCGCCAGAUGUGUCGCAGCUGUGGAAGGACCUCUCGACCCGGGCCUUGAGCAAGCUGGAACGUCACAUGGGGAGGGUGAGCGAGGAGUGUGCGAUUGCCACCUUCCUCGAUCCUCGGCUCAAGACGGCAACCUUCAGACUCAGGGCCCGGGGGGCGAGACCUACUGCGCCCAUUGUGGUGGCGGCGGGGGGGCAUGCCAGGGGUGCCAGGACACUCGACCUGACCGAGGAGAGGGUGAAGGCUCUCGUACGCGAGCGCCUUCCACCCUACCAGACAGCAGCCCGUGCAGUGGCAGAGGCGCACCUUGGGGGUGACGUUACGAGCACUAGGAGAGUGACGGGGGAGGGUGAGGCGAGGAGCGGGGCUGCAGGGCGCAGGGGGGCCAGGUCGCGUGGUGUGCUGGACUUUCAGGCUUGGCUGUUCGCUGAGUUGGCCGAGAUGGAGGCAGAGGAGGGGGUGCGGGCACAGGACGAGGUGGACCGGUAUUUAGCGGAGGCGAGGCAGGAGGGUGGGUGCGCCUUAGCGUACUGGCGCGGGAGGGAGAUGCAGCUGCCCGGGCUUAGGGCCAUGGCUCGCGACUAUUUGGGUAUCCCAGCCACGUCUGCUGCGAGUGAGAGAGCCUUCAGUCAGAGCAGAAACAUCAUCUGGUGGCAGCGGCACCGUCUGAGCCCACAGCAGAUGCGUGCGGCCAUGAUGAUCAAGACUUGGCAGGAUCACCACCCUCAUCAGAGGCUUGAGGUUCGGGGUGGCAGGACAGCGAUUGCGCAGCUGUGCAUUGAGGCAGAGCAGCUGGGGUUGUGA